This is a messenger RNA of Saccostrea echinata, 1362 nucleotides long. RefSeq names its product microtubule nucleation factor SSNA1-like. The record is from RefSeq and is a predicted model, not a curated record. The transcript is spliced from 3 exons. Gene Ontology annotation, cellular component: ciliary basal body; centrosome. NCBI's taxonomy places the organism in Eukaryota, Metazoa, Mollusca, Bivalvia, Ostreida, Ostreidae. Bases 72 to 422 code for a protein of 116 amino acids.
CAAUACACAAACGUUGUUAUUGUCAACCAUUAGUGCAAGUCCAGACGAAGCGGCAUUAAAUAUCAUUUAAAAUGUCGCAACAGGGAGCUGCCUUACAAAGUUACAAUAAUGAACUUGUAAAAUGUAUCAACGAUCUUUGUAGCAAGAGGGAUGAACUGCACAAACAAAUACUUCAAGAAGAGGAAGAGAAACAGAAGCUACAAAAUGACAUUAGAAUACUCACAGAGAGAUUAGCUAAAGUGAAUGAAAGUUUAAGCAAGAAGAUGGCUUCUCGUAAUGAUUUUGAUAAAACCAUUGCUGAAACAGAGUCAGCAUACAUGAAGAUACUUGAAAGUUCUCAGACCUUGCUGAAUGUUCUUAAGAAGGAAUCUCAGACUCUGAGGGAGAAAUCUGUUCCUGGUCAGAGAGUGGCACAGUCAUAAAAGGUUCCAACAUAGAGUGCUUCACUUGUAUGUCAGUUUUGUAAGACAUGAAUCAAGGUGCCCUUAUGAGUAUUGCUGUGAUACUGUUAAAAUUUUGAAUUGAAAAAAGUAAAAAUGUUUCACUGUUUUCAUGAAUUAUGAAGAAUGAACUUUCGAGACAAUUUAAAAACCAUUGUGCUAGGCAGCGUCUGUUCCAGAAUCUAAAUGCAUUGCAUGUACCUGUGUAAUAUAAAUAUACACAUAAACUGAAGAAUGAGAAAUGAUAUUUUGCACUUGCACCUGAAUGAAUUAUUGAGGAUGUUUUUUAAAAAAUAAGUGCAUUAGCACUUGUCUGGUUCUACCAGUAGAUUGUAUUUCUAUACAUUCAAUAUUGUAUAGGGGGAAAUCUCACCUUCUUUAUAAAUUAGCAUUAAAAUUGAUUUGAUUUAUAUUAUUUGAAUUUCAAAGAAUUACCCAGAAUUUGGUCAAAUAUGGGAACUGAGAGGUUGCUGUAAUCAAAUCUUUAAUGUGGUGAGGAAUAUAAAAUAAUGUAGUUGUGUAGGUUUUGUGUCCCUUGAUACAAAGUAAUAUACAAAAUGCAAGAACUGCUUUAAAUAUAAUUUUUUCUUGUGUAAAAGACCAAUUCCAAAAGCAAUUUAAGUUAAAAUUUAUAUCCUUUUACAUUUCACACAUUUCCUCAUCACUGUUACAGGUUUCUUUUUUUUUUUUCAACUAUUUGUAAAUAUCCUACACAUGCUUAGACUGUGCAUAUUUACAUUUUUCUUCAGAUGAUAAAUUCAUUGCAUUUUUUACAUUUUAAAACAUUUUGUUUUGGGUAGUAAACAUGGAUAAAUUAAUUCAUAAAGUCUGCUUAUUGGAGAUUUGCUGAGUAUAGAAAUACAUGGCGUGCUUUUAUUUUACACUUUUGUUUGAAAAUAAAAAUUACAGAUAUACAUAGUUA